CAGAAUUCCUCGAAGUCAAUUCGAUAGUUUUAGGAACGUCUUUUGUUUCUAGUUUUCGAGAUGUAGAUUACAUUUUUCUCUCUAUCUUUCAGUUAACACAAACCAGCUCUUAAAAAUGUUUUGCAAAACUAAAAUCUGAGCCGAUGUGUUACAAACGGAAUCCGAACACGACACCUCUUUGGAUGAUUGUGUAACGAAUCUCUGUUUUCAGUGACCUAACUGUCGACGUCUUACAUCUUCCUAAUCAUAAUAUAGUUAGAUCAUUAGAUUUAGAUUACAGCAUUUGUUUGACGUAUUACGAUGUGUGUGUUAGGUACCUACUUCAUUCUCCGAAGUAUCAUUCGUGGUUACGUUUUCAUAACACCAUUGUGUCUACAGUAUGUUAAACGGAUCUUAGAGCAAUCUCUUUGUGUAGUCGUGAUCUUCACAAGCAGCUGUUGUGUUGUGAAAAAAAAAUACAGUGUCUAGACAAUGGCCGAUAUUUGGCUAAUAUUUUUGGUACUUUUUACACUGAUAGAGGUAUCUACGACGUAUAAUUUUACAAUGCGGUUUCCUCUCUGGUGUUCCCUUGGUUUUAACACGUGCACGUUUAACUUAAACUUAAAUUAUAUUCUGACGAAUUAAUUGUUGACGAUUACAGCCGACAACUCGUUCUUAGACGAAAUGCUAGAAGACCCGCCAUUAACAAGAUCUUUCGGAUUUGCUAUACGUAAGAGGUUUGAUAAAACUCUAGAAGAUGCUAGGCUGAACCAGGAGUAUAUGUAUCGGUACCAUGAGAUGCUAAAGGCCAGUCAAGAGUCAUUUGAAAAUUUCGCUAGCCAAGACGAGAAAAGACUAAGAAGAGUUGUUGGAGACCACAAUUACGAAGUUAUGAAAGAAGGAGUAUUAGAUCGUCGUCGUAAUGCUCCCCGUUUCCAAUCGGCCGUCGGCAGGCGGCGUGCGCGCACGCAGGCGGUGCGCCGUCACAAGCUAAACAGUCAAAGCCUCCGCAGUCACUUACAGCACUCCAGACAAACCACUUCCGAUUAUAAUGACUAAUCAUUAAAACAUUUGCUCAUAAAGUCCACUUCUUGGGCUACAUGUAAAUAAAAAUGCAUUUUCAAUGUAAAGUUAACAGUGUAUGUAAGACUUUUGUGUUUUAACCGACUUCGAAAAGGAGGUUAUAGUUCGUGUAAAAUAUGUAGUAGUAAAAAUGUACCAGUGUUAGUUGUUCCUUAAUUCUUUGACGAACACAGUAAUUAGACUGUUCCUUAAGCUUUAAUUAAAAUACUUUUAAACUUUU
This is a messenger RNA of Trichoplusia ni (cabbage looper), 1282 nucleotides long. RefSeq lists its product as uncharacterized. The record is from RefSeq and is a predicted model, not a curated record. The transcript is spliced from 3 exons. Lineage: Eukaryota; Metazoa; Arthropoda; Insecta; Lepidoptera; Noctuidae. Bases 664 to 1038 code for a protein of 124 amino acids.